This is a messenger RNA of Amblyraja radiata (thorny skate), 8416 nucleotides long. It is a transcript of the gene gna13a, whose product is annotated as guanine nucleotide binding protein (G protein), alpha 13a. Gene Ontology annotation, cellular component: brush border membrane; cytoplasm; heterotrimeric G-protein complex. NCBI's taxonomy places the organism in Eukaryota, Metazoa, Chordata, Chondrichthyes, Rajiformes, Rajidae. The transcript is spliced from 3 exons. The record is from RefSeq and is a predicted model, not a curated record. Gene Ontology annotation, molecular function: GTPase activity; G-protein beta/gamma-subunit complex binding; guanyl nucleotide binding. Gene Ontology annotation, biological process: adenylate cyclase-activating G protein-coupled receptor signaling pathway; Rho protein signal transduction. The coding region runs from base 64 to 1200 and encodes 378 amino acids.
CCGCGAGUGGCGGUAACGCGCGUUCUCGUCGCUCCCUCCUCACUAUGUUAUCGAGUGGUAAAGAUGGCGGAUUUCCUGCCGUCCCGCUCCCUCCUCGCCGCUUGUUUUCCGAACUGCGUUCUCAACCAGCGAGAGGCCGAGCAGCUUCGCAAAAGCAAACAGAUAGACGAGCUCAUCUCCCGGGAUAAGACUUACGUGCGGCGACUCGUGAAGAUCCUGCUGCUCGGCGCCGGCGAGAGCGGCAAAAGCACUUUCCUCAAGCAGAUGCGAAUUAUCCACGGCCAGGAUUUUGAUCAGAAGGCCAAGGAGGAGUUCAGGGGAACCAUCUACAGCAACAUCCUGAAGGGCGUCCGCGUCCUGGUGGACGCCAGGGAAAAGCUCCGCAUCCCCUGGGGAGACCCCGGCAACCAGCAGAACGGCGAGUUCCUGAUGAGUGUCGACACCAGGGCGUUGACCGGGGCCGCCGCGGGCCUCGUGGAGACGCGGGUUUUCCUCAAGUACUUGUCCGCCUUAAGAUCGCUGUGGGGAGACAGUGGCAUCCAGAACGCGUACGACAGGCGCAGGGAGUUCCAGCUGGGAGAAUCUGUGAAAUACUUCCUGGACAAUUUGGAAAGAUUAGCAGAUCCAGAAUAUCUUCCAACGCAACAGGACAUUCUACUGGCACGAAGGCCCACUAAAGGAAUACAUGAAUACGACUUUGAAAUAAAAAAUGUGCCCUUCAAGAUGGUGGACGUGGGUGGACAAAGAUCAGAACGGAGGCGUUGGUUUGAAUGUUUUGAUGGCGUGACUUCCAUUCUCUUCCUGGUGUCGUCAAGUGAGUUUGACCAAGUGCUGAUGGAAGACCGGCAGACGAAUCGCCUGAGUGAAUCCUUAAACAUCUUCGAGACGAUAGUCAACAACAGAGUCUUUAGCAAUGUCUCCAUCAUUCUUUUCCUUAAUAAGACGGACUUGCUAGAAGAAAAGGUUAAAACUAUUAGCAUCAGAGACUACUUUCCACAAUAUGAAGGAAAUCCCCAUGAGCUCUCCGAUGUCCAACAGUUCCUUGUGCAGUGCUUUCGUGACAAACGUCGAGACCAGCAACACAAACCACUAUACCAUCACUUCACCACCGCCAUUAACACCGAAAAUAUUCGUCUGGUCUUCCGUGACGUCAAAGACACUAUUCUCCAUGACAACCUUAAGCAGCUGAUGCUUCAGUGACAUCAGUUUUCUUCAUUCAUUUUAAUUUUUGGCAUUGACAACAGCUUACACCAUUGUGUGAUUACGGUUGCAUUUUCUUCAGAAACUUGAGUCAGCCGCUGUAAACUGCUUAAUCAGAUUAAUGCCAAAUUUGGUUUUCAGACUUGGCUUUUCAAUUGCUUUUGCUCCCAGUUGGGUAGUGCUAAGGUACUCUGUGUGUGCACUUAGACAACCCAGCAAGUUUACGAUCUUGUUUCUUCAAAAAUGAAGAUAUGUGAAAAAAAUUGCCAGAUAAUGCAAAGCUGUGGUGUUCAUUGUGGGGAUUGUAACGUUAAUAUCUACUAUCUUCCUCUUUCAACCCCUUACCAGCCCCCACCCCCCAAAAUAAAAAGGGCUAUUAUAGUGACAAAAAUGUUUUUGAAUAUUACAAAACAAGUAAGUAAUGCCUUAAGUAUUCCUUUAGGGAGUGAAUAUUACUUUUGUUAUAUUCAGAUUGUUUUGAAAAUCUUCCUAUAAAAUUUUUACAUUUUGCCUUUUGGUUACUGUUGAGGUAUAGUCAGUGUGGAACAUCUUGAAAUGAGAAGCAGUUGUAAUUUGUGUAAAUUUGGAUUUAAGGGAAACAUCUCCCUAUUGGAAGUUUUACAGAAAAGAGAAUUUGUUUAAUGUUUGCAGUCUUGCAACAAAGUAUUAUAAUAGUACAGAUGACAAAUUUAGCAGAAUUGCUUCAUAAUUGUACUGGAUUUGAGGCCAAAUUGACUGUUUUGAAUAAUGCUGAUACAACCAUGCCAUACCAACUGAUCAUAACCUAAUGUAGUAAGCCAAAAUUUAAUUUACUGUUCGGUGCUACAGUAAUAUGGGCUGUUUUUUUUUUAAAGUUCCCGACCUAAACUUUUGUAAUUGACAGCUGUGUGUUUAAGCUGUGGAUCAUACCUCAGUAAAAAUGCCAUUAAAUUUCUAUUUAGCAAUGAGAGCUUUUUCUAUUAUUGAACCAGUGGUCUUCAGUGCAAGAUGCAGUUAAUAUAUUUGGUAUUAAGGUAUUUGAUAUUACUGUGCUUGAAAUAUACCCACUGUUUGUUUAAAAUUGUAAUGACAUAAUUUAAUAUAAUUAUGAUUAAUGAUGCCUUUUUUGAAAGUUAUCUGAAAAUUAGCUUUUACUUCCUUAAACUGCAGUGUGUUGCAAAAUACUACUAUUACAGUGCUAAUCAUGGAUAAAUACCUGCUUUUUAAACAGUUUGACUUUAAAUUAGUUUUAAAUUUGACCUUACCAAAUACAGGGUUUAGAAUUCACUCGUGUCUGCAAGCCCAUUCAGCUGAGCAGUCAUUAUAAACAACAAUUUGCUAAAUCUAUCAAUGUACAAUUUAGAGUGAAAAUGUUGUCUAUUGUUUUGUUAAAACUACUAGUAACUGAAAAUUGCAGGGUAACCGGUAUGUUCCAUCAUGGGUUUUCUUAACUGUAGGAUCUAUUUAAAAUAUAUUACUGCCUUUUUUAGUAUUUAAAACAUGUGCCUCAAUGUUUGGGCUGUCAGAAAGUAGUAAAUUCUAUCCCUAUUGUCUUGAUGACCUGUAUUUGUUGAAUAACAGGCUUGUCACAAUUGUUGCUUACUGUUUUCUAUUUGAAUAGUUUUAUAAAUCAACACUUUAUUAUAUGCUGUCUUUUAUAUUGGUUUCUUAACAAUCUGCAUGAUAAAAAUAUUUUCAUUGUCAAAGUGCCAUUUGCAGAUGUUUGCAGCUGGUUUCUACCUGAUUUUGUCUUUCAGUGGUUUUUGUCAAAGAGAAAGUCAGUUUGGUGGACAGGUCUGCAGAGGCCACCAGUUUGUCAAAUACAUUUUAAGACUAUCUGAAUCUGCAUUCUUUAAAGGGAAAGUCAGAAUUUGGGAUAUAGAUGAAAUGCUGGGCAUGUUUUGCAGAUCGGGAAGCAUUUGUGGAGGAAGAAACAGUGUAGGUUGCUGAUUAAAAAUUAAAAAUGGAAGAAAUGCUCAACAGGUUGGGUAGGAUGUGGUAGAAAGAGAAACUGGUUCAAAAUCUUUCAUUGUUAAUGGUGCAUUGAGUAUUUACAACAAUUUCUGUUUUUAUUUUGGAUUUCCAACCUAUGCAGUUGUUGCUUCAAUUUGAUGGCUUGUAAAAUUUGAUGACUGUUGGAAAAACUGAUAUGAAAAGUUGACGCCAUUUUUUUUCUCUGGAGAUACAGCCAGACAGUUGAAUAUUCAUUGCAGUUUGUUUUUAAUUUCAGAUUUCCAAUAUCUUGUAGUAUAUUGCUUGUUUUCAUAACUAGGAGUUAGUUGAGCCACUUAUCUGUCAAUUAUAUGAUGGGAACCAAAGAAAAUGUUUAUGGCACAUUUGGUAGGCCAUUGUGAAGCCUCUAAGAUGUUUCAUGAAAAAUAUUCUUUGUUGUAAUUCUGAUUUCUGUUAACAAACAAAAUUUACUAUUGAUUUGUUCAGUACAUAUGGAUUUUAUUUACCUUUUCAUAAAAACAAUAUAUUAAAAUCCUAGGAAAUUUUAUGAAUACAGACAGUAUCAUUGAAUGUAGCUUUGAAGAAAAUUGAUUUGGCAAGAACUAGGACGUGGAUUAAAUCUUUGUUGUAUCUGUCUAAAGUAGCAUGUUCCAGUGUAGUCUACUACGCAAUGUAUUAAAAUGUACUGUGACGCAUUAGGCUGUUAUGACUGGAAACUAUACUAUCAUCUUUAUAAGAUUAUCAAACUGCAUUUGACAAAAUCUUCCAAAAUAGACUUAUGCUGACAUUGUAAAAGCCUUAAUUUUCAUUUGAGUUACUAUAAAUCUGUGGGGAAAACUGGAAACUAUAGUUGCUCAUCUGACUGAACUCAUGACUUUAAAAAAUAAUCACAUAUUCAAGACAAUCACAUCUGUGCUAUUGAUCACUUAACCCAAUGCUUUAAUGGAUCGGAUAAUAAAUGUGACUAUUCUUAAGAGUUGUUUUGGAUAAAUGGUGUUAUGCAUUUCCUUUUUUUCUUGCCCAUUGAAGGUCUUUAUUGGACGUAAGUGUCGAUUGGCUAAAGGCUAACUAUUUAACUUUUUGCCUAACAUUUGCUGGGGGUACGACGCUCAUUUUCGUCAUCUAUUGAGAUUGCCAAUUAAGGAUGGUUAGUACGAUAGAAAAGUGCCUUCAGUAAUAAGCAAUCUUAACUAAUUUGACAACUAAAAGCAUAAUACUCUACAGUAAACGAGUAAUCAUCUCCAUUCUGUGAGGUGAUAAAGAUGAGAUUCUUAAGGAUGUUCAUCUCCACCUAAUCCAAAACACAGUUGAAGACGAACUUGCAGUCAAUACUGUGUAAAUAAUUCCUUCUAUGCAGACCCAAUAAUUUGUACACUAAACCAGUGCUUUUUUUGUGAUGGUACAUGCCAGUACAGUGUACCAGCUCCUCUUAAAAACGUAAAAACUAGAUUUAUGUGCAGCAGCUAAUAGUGUUGCACAAACUGUUAUAUAUGUACUGGCACCCUUUUCUCUUCAAAAAAGCACGGCACUAAACUAAAAGAUAUCUUCAUUAUACCAUUGUUGCAUAAAUAGUGGUAAAUUACACUGUACUGCUGCUUGAUCUCUCGUUCUCUCUCACUAUCAUUUGGCUUGCAAGAGUUUGGCUGAAGGACCUGUUUCCAUGUAUGUAUAGUUCUAUGACGCUCAUAGCCAUUAAAAAAAAACUAGAAAAAAAAUCUUCCUGCAAUACAUAGAUGAUUUUAGACCCAAGACUGUUGAAUUUAUCUUAUGACAAAGAUUGCAAAACAAAAUCAUAGAACUAACUAGCUUGAUUUAUUGAAUGGGAAUAUGACACUCAUAACCCUUUAUGCUUUGUAAACACACAGAAAAAUCAAAAAAAUGUUUUCUCGAAGACUUUCUGGUGAAAGUUUUACUUGCAAAAGUGCUGUUUAUUUGUUCAAUUCUGUAAGCAAUUUAAGAUGAACAUUAGACAAUAUUUGUGUACCAAUUUUAUGCUUCCAUUGGUUUUUAUACAAGGUCGCCAUUUUCUUUAGCGAAGUCGUUUGAUCUUGUCCUUCAUUUUAGCGCUCUGGCAAAUUCAUCUGAGGUAUGUUUAACUUCAUUUCUGAAAAUAAGACAGCUUAUAACUUCAAAAAAGAUUUUAACUUCACUUAUCUACUUAUUUAUCGAAAUUGCCAAUAAUUCCUCAAAGCUCUAUCAGAACCAGAAUGCCACUUCGUGCACUAGCCAACUUAAUUAUUUAUUUAAUUUGUUCUUUCAUUUAAUUCAAAGCUUUUUUUUAAACCUUGCAUUCAGGUACUCUUAGUCAAUAAGUGAGCAUCAUUCAUUUAAUGGUCUUGUUGAGUUUAGGCCUUAAACAGGAUAGCAACCUAUUUACUAUAUUAAUUUCUAUGGAGACAAGGUUCAUACCAUUAUGUUAUCUUAUGUCAUUCAAAAUACAUUUUAUUGUCAGAGAUAUCUCUGAUUUGUCUUUAUUUUUAGGUUCUCUUUGCAUGUGCCGAUUAUUCAAGUUCAAGUGAACUAUUGAAAUGCACUUUCCAAUAAAUCUGAAGUAGAAAAGAUUAAACAUUAGUUUUAGUCUUAAUAUUGCAAUAAGUUGUAGUGUAUAAAAUUCACCGCAGUCUUAAACAUCAAAACGAAUUGUAAGUCAUUAUUUUUCAUAAGAUAGAUCCAAAGUAUCCAGAAAGAGUUACAUUUGCUUUUCAUUAAUGUUUGUGAGAUUGUUCACAUUAAUUGUAUAUAAAUUGGAUGUCUAACAAGCUAAUAACAUAAAUCUGUAGCAACAAAAUUGGUGAAUUUCUGAAUAGGCUGUUGUCAAUAAUGCUAACAAUGAAUGGAAUUAAUGUUGCAUCAUUGUUCCUAAACUAGUGUGAUGAAUGAAAAGUUAGUUAUCGGAAUCAAUGGCUAAUGAUUAUUGUAAUUUGGUUGGUUCACCAGCCAGUGUUAUUUUGCUAAUAGUUGGGUAAUAACAUUAAUGGUAUGUACAAAGGUAACUUUUCUCAAAAGCUUAAUAUUAAAGAAUAUAGGUCCUAUACAUUGUAUGUUGAUUAGACAAUAGUUACAUUGGAGUGUUACACGAUGAGAAGAAGAAACUGACAGUCAAAAUCCACAUAUGCAGUAUGGAGUGACAUUUUCAGACGGACCCAUUAAACAAAUGGGCAUGUCCCCAACUUCAUUCAAAACUGUCUGUUUCCACAAUCUCCAGCAUUCAUGAAAUGAAAAAGAGUAGCAUAGUGACUACCUAUUCAGCUUAGAGGAUGGGGAAAAAAUUGUCCCCAGAGAGUGUCUUUGGAAUUGAAAUUCUGGUCUAUAAGUAUAUUGAUUUUGAAAAUCGAAGGAGGCAGCAUGCUAGAGGACACCAUGUGAUAUUUUCAAAGUAGAUUUUGGUUUUAAUGCUACUGGAACAGUGCAUGUGAACACCAAACCUUGUGACCUCUGUUCAUUUACAAAUACUACUUCCAAUUUCCAAAUGUGUUUUUUCAAUUUUCUUGUUUACUGGAGGCACUGGCUUUUGAGGUACUAUUUCAUGGGUGCUAAUAUCGGUCCUCUGGUACUAUGCUUGGCUCGUAAUGUGCAAACGAAAUAGUGCUGAUACUGUGCUAGACCAGGUUUCAUUCUCAAGGGUAUAGCUGAAGUACAGUUCAAGGGUUGUAAUUCAUUUGCUUUGUGAAGUUCAUGUUUUAGACACUGAAUCAUUGGAAAAUCUCCAGUAUCUUUAGUAUUCUCAACUUUAUUCUGCACUGAAAUUGGCAAGCAAAGUGACUUUAAAUUAAAAAAAACUUAGAUAAUUGUGAGAAAUUAAAGAUCAUCUUUAAUCACUUUCUCUUUAAUUUUCAUCCGUGCAAUUGUCAUCUUUUCUCAAAGUUGUGACACUUGAAAGCUGUUUUUAAAAUACCAGAAACCAUGCAAUCUUUAUGUAGUGGCCAACAUUUACCAAUUGACUUGGGCAGGCUAUGCAAUCAAGGUGACAUCACUUCCGUACCCAAUUCCUAUUGAAAAACAAUGUGCACUUUCCAGCAAAAUUGUCUGUUUGCAAUUAGUUACUGAGGGUACUUGCUCUGUUUCUCUCUCGCUCUCUCUCUUCCCUCCCCCCCCCCCCCUCCCUCCAUGCUCUUUGAUUUGAGUUCAGGAAUCUCAGCACAUACUGGAAAUAAACCUGUAAUUUUUAGAUUAUCUGAUUUGGUGCCUUUGUCAGGACAUUCCUUCUGUUUAAAUGUGGAUAAUUAGUAUGAAUACUACUCCAUAAGUAUGUAGAGCUGCUUGAUCCAUUUGUGUUCUGUUGGCAGAAGAUUGCUGUCUCUGAAGUUUUGACUAUGAUUGGAGAAAGGUUAAUAAUUGGUCGAGAGAUGUCUUAACACAUAGCUGUGCAUUGCUGAAGCCAAAGUAAAACUUUUAAAAAAAAAGUAUUGCCUGCUUGUAAGACCAUAAACAGCCUUUAUUCUACGAAUUAUGAUCCCUCACAGCUGGCAAUUUGUCCAUUUAUUAAAGAUAUUAGUGUAUCAUGCACUUCUUGUCUUCACAUUAUUAAUGCAGUACUUAAUUAAUAUUUGAGUUGGUCAGUUUAAUAAAAUGGUGUCAAAGAUCAAGAAGAUGCAUGUGUUAUUCAACUCAGAUUAAGGCUUUCUUUCAUUUGUAAUGUAUGUUAGUGGUAAGGUGCUGCUAGAAGAAUUUGUUUGCUUUUGUUACUUUGGUGUGUGCCUUUAGUCAUAUUGCCUAGUUUCUGAUAAAACAGUUUAGAAAUGUACAUAUUUUCUGCAUUUGUACAACAUGCUCCAUUAGUCUCGACAUUCUUAUCUGAAUCUUGAUAAUUUCAGUGGCAUUACUUGAAUUGGAAAUAUUUUAAGAAAAAUAUCCAGAAUUUAUAGAAAAUAGGCUCUUAGCACAGGGAUUCAAUAAUCAUUUUCUUUUAAAUAAAAGCAAAAAAUGGUUGAACAAUGCUUUAGCUAAAAGUAUUUUAACUAUUCAUUUAACCAGUAUACUAUUGUAUAGGAACAUUUUUGUGGUUUUAUAUCUUCAUGGAUUUGGGGGGUGGAUAUGGACUGAAUCUUUUACAUUGUUUUACUUUCACUUUUUGUUGUAUAUUUUUCUUCGUUCAGAAAUGGCAGUAAAUUAUUCAGAUUGGAAAGCUGAGAGUAACUGCUUGUUUUGAUUUAAUGCUUUAGUUAAUAGUAAUGCUGUUUCAUUAUAUUGCUGCUGUUAUAUUGGUCUGUACAUACCAUGCAGAAGUUUGUCUUUGCAGCCAUUAAUGCCUAAAAUAAAUUUACUGACGUGUAUUAAACAUAUA